UCCCUCAGCAGAGCUCCGCGCCUGCAGCCCCGGGGCGCACGGCUCUCUCCCGAGAGUCCCGCCGCCUGACUGUCGCAACUGCCACCCCACGGCCCCCCUGCCCCCCGCCCCCGCCCGGGCCCCGCUCCCCUCCCACCCCCGCCCCCGGCUCUGAUUUCUUCUCCCGAGCGAGCUCGGCGGGAGACACAGGCGCUGGCUGCCCCGUCCGCUCUCCGCCUCCGCCGCGCCCUCCUCGCCCGCGAUGGGCCCCCCCGCCGCCGCCGGAGCCAUCGCCUCCCGGCCGCCGCAGCCGCCACCGCCGCGCUCGCCCUGAAGCCCGCGCCCCCGCGCGCACCGGCUGGCCCCGCAGCCUCGCCCCCUACCGUACCGGCCGGCGGCAGAGUGCUCAAGAUGCUGCCGCCCGCGCCCUCCCUCCUCGGGCUGCUGCUGCUGCUGCUCCUGUGUCCCGCGCACGUCGGUGGACUGUGGUGGGCGGUGGGCAGCCCCCUGGUCAUGGACCCCACCAGCAUCUGCAGGAAAGCACGGCGGCUGGCAGGACGGCAAGCCGAGCUGUGCCAGGCCGAGCCAGAAGUGGUGGCGGAGCUAGCCCGGGGCGCCCGGCUUGGGGUGCGAGAGUGCCAGUUCCAGUUCCGUUUCCGCCGCUGGAACUGCUCCAGCCACAGCAAGGCCUUUGGGCGCAUCCUGCAGCAGGACAUCCGGGAGACGGCCUUCGUGUUUGCGAUUACUGCUGCGGGCGCCAGCCACGCGGUUACACAGGCCUGCUCUAUGGGUGAGCUGCUGCAGUGCGGCUGCCAGGCACCCCGCGGGCGGGCCCCGCCCCGCCCCCCGGGUCUGCCGGGCACCCCCGGGCCCCCGGGCCCCGCCGGCUCCCCGGAUGGCAGCGCCGCCUGGGAGUGGGGAGGCUGCGGCGACGACGUGGACUUCGGGGACGAGAAGUCGAGGCUCUUCAUGGAUGCGCGGCACAAGCGGGGUCGCGGAGACAUCCGUGCCUUAGUGCAACUUCACAACAAUGAGGCGGGCCGGCUGGCCGUGCGGAGCCAUACGCGCACCGAGUGCAAGUGUCACGGGCUCUCGGGCUCGUGCGCGCUGCGGACCUGCUGGCAGAAGCUGCCCCCGUUCCGCGAGGUGGGCGCGCGGCUGCUCGAGCGCUUCCACGGCGCCUCGCGUGUUAUGGGAACCAACGACGGCAAGGCUCUGCUGCCCGCGGUCCGCACUCUCAAGCCGCCUGGCCGCGCCGACCUCCUCUACGCAGCCGACUCGCCCGACUUCUGCGCUCCCAACAGGCGCACCGGCUCGCCCGGCACGCGUGGCCGCGCCUGCAACAGCACCGCUCCGGACCUCAGCGGCUGCGACCUGCUGUGCUGCGGCCGCGGGCACCGCCAGGAGAGCGUGCAACUCGAGGAGAACUGCCUAUGCCGCUUCCAUUGGUGCUGCGUCGUUCAGUGCCAUCGCUGUCGCGUGCGCAAGGAGCUCAGCCUCUGCCUCUGACGCGCCACCCGGCGUCUGCGGGACUUCUGGACCCCAGCGGGGGCUCUGCCCACCUUCUCCUGGCCACAGGCCACCUCCCAUGCCUCCGGAAGCUGAGAGGCGGUGGGGCUGGAGAUACAUGGCUGCCCAGGAAGGCCCAGGGGGCUGGAGAACAGCACACCCCCGACCCACAGGGAGCGCUCUGGAGGGCUUCCGGGAUGAGGCUACGCAGUCCCUCUCGCCCUUUGGCCCCUAUAUGGAAAUCAAAGAGCCAGUCUCUAGGCCUCUGGAUGCAGGACUCCUUAGAACUAUUGGCCAUGGGGUGGGUGAGUGAGUUUCGUAUCAAUAAAAGUAUUUAA
Molecule: messenger RNA, 1826 nt
Organism: Mustela erminea (ermine)
Lineage: Eukaryota; Metazoa; Chordata; Mammalia; Carnivora; Mustelidae
Gene: WNT6
Product: Wnt family member 6
Exons: 4
Coding region: 391-1488 (365 amino acids)
Biological process (GO): canonical Wnt signaling pathway; neuron differentiation; multicellular organism development
Cellular component (GO): extracellular region
Molecular function (GO): cytokine activity; frizzled binding
Source: RefSeq, a predicted model, not a curated record